UUGAAAGUCUUUGUUAGUUCAAAACAUCAACUUUCCAACACGUUUGCCCAUUGAAUCACAUGAUAAAUAGCAAUGAUCACCUGGUGUUUUGAGGUUAAUUUUGGAAGUUGAAAAUGAGCUAGCUAGCUAGAGUUAUGACAGAAGAGAUGGAGACGGCUCCCCAUGUUGAGAAGAUGCCUCUGAGAAAGGGCGCAUGGAGUUCUGAAGAAGAUCAGAAGCUGACAGAUUAUAUUAAGCGAUUUGGCAUUUGGAAUUGGAGUCAGAUGCCAAAGCCUGCCGGUCUGGCAAGAUCUGGGAAGAGUUGCAGACUCCGUUGGAUGAACUACCUGAGGCCAGAUAUUAAGCGUGGAAACUUCAGCAACGAAGAGGAGGAAACGAUACUCAAGUGGCAUCAAGUGUUGGGAAACCGAUGGUCUGCAAUUGCAACAAAGCUUCCUGGAAGAACAGACAAUGAAAUAAAAAAUUACUGGCACAGUCGCUUGAAAAAGCGUUCCAAGAACAAUUUGGCACCAGCAACUGUAUCGCAUACAGCGAAAGAAUCCGAUAUUGAAGUUAACCAGAACGAUUUAUCUGGGACUGAUCCGAAAGGAUCAAACUUGGAACAACUAUUCACUGAUGAAUAUGAUCUCUCUUCAUCAAGCUCUGACCCUGCCGUUGAAACUGACAGAAACCAGAGCACAGUGGAGAAUUUUGGUUCAUCAAAAACAUUUGAAGAACUCCAAAAUUUAUGGGAGCAGCCAUUUUCGUUGGAGGAGUGCUUCUGCAUGGUGGAGACAGACCCUGGAUUUAUGGCUCCAACUGGUGCGGUGUGGCUCCAAGAGCAAAUAUAUCCGCCGUCCAUUUCCUAUGAUGGUACGGGCAAUGAGUUUUGGGAUGUAAUUAAAGUAAACUCCCAUGUUUAGUAUGUCAGUAAGCAUCAUAGCAUUCGGAUCCAGUUGGGGGUGUAAUUAGCCGUCGUUGCUGGCGUGCAUUAAUAACAUUAAUUUCAACUUAUAUCGAAUGGAAGUACUGAUGGUUAUAAGCACGUAUACCAAUUAGCAGGCAAAAAUAAAAUAAUUUUUUUUACAGAUAUAUUUAGCAAGUACUGCUUAAAUGAUACAUAUUUUUCAUUAGAAAACAAAUCUAAGAGGAGAAGAGAGUAGAUCCGCCCCCCUACUCUCUCCUCCGAUCCUCUCCCUUUUUCUUUCUAUUCUCCGCUCCAACUCUUCCCUUCCCAUUAUGGUUUUUUCUUUCUUUUGUAAGUGUUCUCCAACCAAAUCAGCAAUUUUAACUUCUUCGCUAUGCA
Messenger RNA from Alnus glutinosa, 1285 nucleotides. RefSeq names its product transcription factor MYB13-like. The record is from RefSeq and is a predicted model, not a curated record. Gene Ontology annotation, biological process: regulation of stomatal movement. The coding region runs from base 135 to 902 and encodes 255 amino acids. The transcript is spliced from 3 exons. Lineage: Eukaryota; Viridiplantae; Streptophyta; Magnoliopsida; Fagales; Betulaceae.